Messenger RNA from Cydia pomonella (codling moth), 6672 nucleotides. It is a transcript of the gene PIG-G, whose product is annotated as GPI ethanolamine phosphate transferase 2. NCBI's taxonomy places the organism in Eukaryota, Metazoa, Arthropoda, Insecta, Lepidoptera, Tortricidae. The record is from RefSeq and is a predicted model, not a curated record. Gene Ontology annotation, biological process: GPI anchor biosynthetic process. The transcript is spliced from 13 exons. Gene Ontology annotation, cellular component: endoplasmic reticulum membrane. The coding region runs from base 626 to 3733 and encodes 1035 amino acids.
GUGUAUAUACAAUUUAUAAUUACCUACUUUUGUCAACCCUGCCUCUAAUCAACUCUACCUUGUUAAUAAAGAAAUUUUGUAUUUUUGUAUUUUUUUUUGUAAUUUUGCGCAUUGCGUAUGUACUGUCUUGGUACUGUCCCUCACGGCCGCACGCGUAUAGCACAUCUAUGUGAUCCUACCAUCUAUGAUCCUUCGGAAUAUUAUAUGCGAUGAACCAAAAACAAAACGCACACGAAACGUCACUGUCAUGUCACUAACGUCACUCACGUCACUGUCAGAUAAGAUGUUUGUCAACGGGGAAAAUGUUUAUCAAUUAUUAUUACUCUAAAAAAGCCGCAAUACGUUUUAUUUCUUUCAUUCAACAAUCAUAUCGAUCAUCAGUGUAGUUAUCGGUUCUUGUAAACCACGUAUCAUCAACUAAUCAAAAGACAUUCUUUUUAUCAACUAAGGUUAUAAACAGAUUACACAAAUCGGUUAUUCUGCUCGGCACGACUCAAUGAGCAGCUGUAUCGAAAGUGUGCAGUAAAUGCUUGAUUGAGUUACGGAAGGCCUACUGAUGUUUGAUACUGUUUCGGGAAGUAGUUAGUGUUGUGCUUGUGACCGGUAGGCACGGAGAUCGGUCAUCAUGCUGUCGUGGGUACAACACCGAUGGACCGGCCUGUGUCUGCUAGUGAUGGGCCUGGGGGCCCUCAUGUUGUUUAUGUUCGGUUUCUUCCCGCUUAAAUAUCAUUCGGGAAAUUUAGCGCAUAUGAAUAAUUUGCCAAACUUUAUUGGUGGAGUCAGUAUUGAUGGGCAAGAAGUAUACAACUCAGGGGAGAAUACAGUGGUUCUCAUGGUCAUAGACGGGCUCCGCUAUGACUUCGUAACAGAAGAGUACAUGCCUUACACUGGACAGCUUCUGAAGAACAAAUCUGCAUGUAUAUAUGUAUCUGUAGCUGAACCUCCUACAGUCACAAUGCCCAGGAUCAAGUCUCCAGAGCUUAAGAAGGAAAGGGCACAGUGGAGGCGCACAAUAAACUUCUGGCGGGACAUAUUCGCAAUGAUGACAGGCAGCGUAUCGACUUUCGCCGACGUGGCGUUGAAUUUCGGCGCGCCGGCUGUCCGCGGCGACAGCGUGUUGCGCGUGGCGGCCGAGAGAGGGCGCCGCUCCGUUAUGUACGGAGAUGACACGUGGCUCAGACUGUUCCCUGGACUCUGGGCCGAAUCUGACGGGACCACGUCUUUCUACGUUACGGACUAUACUGAGGUAGACAACAACGUCACCCGGCACUUAGACAAAGUGCUGACACCCGACGACAAGAAGAAACCAACGUUUGAUUUCCUAGUGCUUCACUACCUAGGCUUGGACCAUAUUGGACACCUAGAGGGCGCUAGGAGCCCCAAGAUAAAACCGAAGUUGCAGGAAAUGGAUGAUGUUGUUAAGAAGAUCUUCGAGGCUAUGCAGAAAUGGGACCGGCCGGGCACCCUGUUCGUGUGCGGCGACCACGGCAUGCGCGACGCGGGCGGACACGGCGGCUCCACGCCCGCCGAGGUGCUCGUGCCGCUGGUCGCGGCCCGCACCGACCCCUACCAGUGCCCGCACCCUGACAGCCACGGGCCGACAGUCGGCCAAGUGGACCUCGCGCCGACUAUAGCGUGGCUGCUCAACGCGCCCCCUCCAGGCGACAGCACGGGCAGGGUGCUGCCCGGGCUGCUGCCCGCCGGCAUCCUGCAGCGCCUGUACUUGCUGCACAUCACCGCGCGGCACAACGCCGACCAGUGCGCCGGCAAGGCUGCCACAGAGACAGAAUUCUACAAACAAUUCGAACGCGCCGAGAAACAGUUCGCGCACUACCUCGCCACAGGGGAAAAGAGCGCAGCCAAGAUCGCCAAGGAAUUUUACGAGGACUCUUUGGAGAAGAUGGCCGAGUACCUUACAGAGGCCACUGUUGGGUUCGACUUGUUCGCUAUAGGAGUGGGCAUCGUUCUACUUUAUUGUAUCGCCCUAUCCCUAGGCUGCAUAACCCUGUACUCCCUCCAACCAGAAACCUCUCGCAAGCACAGCGUCCACCGUCUCCACGCCACGUCCACAUGGGGCUCGAUAAUCGCCUUCAUAAGCGUCCUCGCAAUCACCAACAGCAUCCUAGUUCUAUCCUGCUAUAUCACUGAAACUAAAACACAAUUCUGCUCAAUGCGAGGCAUCUGGCUUGCGAUUUUUCUGCUAGUCUCGUGCGUGCUCACUAUGUCGUAUUGGAUCAUCAAAACGAGCAUAGAAAAGAUUAAAGACUUAUCUUUAUUACGAGAUUUGAACGCCAUAGACUACCUACUAAUUAUCGGAACCCUGUUCCAUUCGUGGUCGUUUUUCGGGACUAGUUUUAUAGAAGAGGAGCAUAUGACGUGGUAUUUCUUUUGGAAUACGCUGAUGUUUUUCAUUUUGAUACGGACGGUGGCGGUAGUGGUUAUAUACUUGUCGAGGAAACUGAGUGGUGCUACGGAGGUGCAGGAGAAACCUGAGUUGGAGCAGAGGAUGAGUGCGGUCGGGAUUGGGAUCGUGCCGAAAUGGGUGCUGCUUAUUGCUUUACACAGGUAUUUAAGGACAAUGAACCAGACAGGAGACCGCUGGCUGUUCCUGCCGGACACCGCAGACUGGUUAAAGGCACCCGAAAACGCUUUCUAUCUCCAAGCACAUCUAGUCAUUGGAACGGUCGCAACUUUAGGAAUAUGCCUCUACAACCUCCGCUACACCAACAACCUCGGUCACCUCCACACAAUCUUCACAACAGCCGCCGCCUUAUGCAUAUUCUGCUACCGCAUCGCCACCGACUCUCUUGACUCGCCGUUCGAAGACAUAAAGUCAUGGGACACUGUCCAUAUAGUCAAUGUUUUCUGGGUUAUAUUAAUCGCCCAAUUCAUAUUCGAAUUCUUAACUUACGUCGGCGUAUUCAAAAAUUGCGGCGUCAAUCCAGCUACCCGUAACACUGUAAGCAGCAAUCGAUUCGACUACAAUAAGUCGAAAGCGAAAACAGAGGACUAUUUCUACGAACCUAUGAUAGAAGAACCUUGGAACUUGGAAGAUGUUAAGCUGAAUCUCGCUCGUUCGAUGUCGCACCUUAUGUUGAACGACUUAAUGUUGAUAAUCGCUCUGCUAAUGAGGCCGCAUAAUGUGAUAAUGGUGCCGAGUGUGUAUAUAACUUGUGUAUUGACGUCGGAAUGUAUAGACCAUAAGUUGCUGGAUUCGAGGUCGGGGAGGAAUACGGAGGUUGUGGAUAUUUUGAGUCAAACGCUGGUUCACGUUUGGAUUGGCUGCCUUUUCUUCUUUUACCAGGGCAACUCCAACAGCCUGGCGUCCGUCGACCUGGGGUCCGGCUACGUGGGGCUGCGCUCGUACUGCGCCGUGCGCGUGGCGCUGCGCAUGGGCGUGCACGCGUACGCCGGGCCCGCGCUCGCCGGCGCCGCGCUCUACUGCCGGCUGGCGGCCGCCGCGCCCGCCUGGACGCAAUACCUCCAAACAGUAUGGCGAGCGACCAACAUAUUCGCUCUCCAACGAGUAUACUCCAUCGCUGUAUACUGCGUAGUAGCCACCGUCUUCCGACACCAUCUGUUCGUCUGGACGGUCUUCUCCCCUAAACUACUCUACGACUUCGUGGCCAUGACGUUCACUAUACAAGCUUUAGUUACCAUAGCCGAGAUAAUAGGUCUAACGCACUUAACAAGUUGGAUAGCGCAAGCGUUUGUGAGCAAGUCGAGACUGUGAUACAUUAGAAUAGUUAGCGUUUUCUUAUAUCCACUAUAUUAUAUUAUAUAUGUAUAGAGGUUUUUGUUUGGCAACUGGUUUGCCAGUUAGUAACUUAAAUAGAUGUGAAGAAAGUGACCAAGCCCUCCAGUGACCGAGGCCGUUUGCCAGUUGUUUUGAAGAGGUCAGUGUUACGUUGUAAAUAUUUCUCUAGGCUAUGAAAUUAUGAAUUUAUUUAGCUGACGCUGACUGCUACAAUAGCCCAAUGUCAACCUUCGUGCAUUCCGACAAGGUUCACGAUGACGCGCCGUGCACGAUAGGCGUGGCGUUCAGAGGGUUAUAUUUACGGCAUUGUAUUGUAGGGCAGUAUAGAUUGAAUUAGAACUAGUCGUGCUAGUAUGUUACCUAACUGUAUUAACAAUAUUAAACAUAAAAUAAAAUGGACUGAACUAUGACAUAAGCUCACGGUUGAAAUAUUUAUAGUAGCGGCAAAUAAUCUAUCAUAUUUUUUACGUAUUUUCGAAUGAUAAUGUAUUAUUAGAUGGCCUAGAUUUUAUUUUAUUUAUUUUACCUAUUUGUGUUAUCUAUCUUAAUGUGUCUGUAUCUAUUAAAUUAUUUGUAAAGUGUAUGUUACUAACCAUAUUACUGUACUAACACUAUAUGGAACAGAUUCGAAGUAAAUAAAUAAUUUAAUUAAAUUGAAAAAAUAGCAGUAUGCUAGAUUUUUUGCCGCUACUGUAUCUACCGUGCUCAGGAAGACGUGUCCUAGACUUAUAUAACUGUUAAAUAUUUGACUUAAUAUUCAAUAAAGUUUCAGAAUUAUGGACUUAAUUUAUUUUUAGGAAACAAGUUGAAUAUUUGAUAAAAUGAUUAAAAUCUUAAUUCAUUUUUAUCGAUAAUAUAGAUAGUAGUUACAUUCUUAGAAUAUGUAUAAGUUAACGAAUAUAUUUACUGUUGUGUAUGACAAUACAUUACAGCAUAUUUUAUUUUGGAAAAAUGCCUUUAUAUAAUCCUGACAACAUUCUGUAUGGCCUUCAAGUCAUCAAAUAUCACCGAUGUAAACAAAAAGAAAAGAUUAAUAUUCCAAAAGGGAUACAAUAAAAUAUUUACAUCAGAAAAGUGAAUGAUUGCGUAGCAUUCCAAUUAUGCAAUGUUUGGAAAUUGGUUGUUGACAUGACUGGUACUGACAUUUUAUUUGACUAUAGAUGGUAUGUACAGUCAGCGUCAAAUACUUUGUAGCAACCAAAGUGGCCAAAUAGUUCGGUACACCAUAUAUUUAGUAUGGUGUACCGAACUAUUUGGCCACUUUGACUGCUACAAAGUAUUUGACGCUGACUGUACCUGACGUACAGUAAUACAUGUCAAUAAUGUGCUUAUUAUCAUAUGAUUCAUAUGUAAGGUGUUUGUAACGACUCUAUCUUAAGAGCCAAAUUGAAUUUUGUCAUGCUUUACUUGCCAUCAAUGGUUUAACCGCAAUUUAAAAAGUCCCAAAGCAUUCCAAUAUACUUUUUCUUUUUAGGGUUCCGUAGUCUACUAGGAACCCUCAUUUUAUCUUUUUUUUAAGUCACGAUACGCCAUGAGUUGAUGCAGAAUAUUAUCAGACUAUACUUCUUAUAAGUGUCAAAACCAAUGUGUUGCUACUUGAAAUAUAAGGAAACUAGAGUCGCUUUACUCUAUUGCGAAAAUAAAUAAUUUUAUACGGAAAAGUAUAGUGUUUAAAAACCAAUUAUUAACAAAAUAAAUGCUCUUCCACUAAUCGACAUAUUUUGAUUAGAGGGAUGUUCACUUUAAAAUGGUUUUACUUUAUUGAACGCGUUAGAUGUUAGAAUGGCAUAAUCUUAGAAUUUUAUUGGUAUUGUGUUUCUUGCUGAAAGGAAUACGUAAUUAACAAUUGAAUUACUUUCUAACAUCUUACGUACUCUAACACGUAAGUAAAUAAAACAAAAAGUGUCUUCAACAACGUUUAUUAGUGUAUAAUUGAACAAUGUUUUUUAUUUAUGUUUUUGAACGUGGGGCGUUAUAGACCCUUACACCAAACCAUUGUCCUAAGUUAAAAUAAGUCUAAUUUACUGUCACAUGUUGCUAUAAUAAUAUUCUGACAUGAUAUCAGAGUAUUUAUAGUAGCUGUGAUGUGAAGGGCGAGGUACUUCACAUUUGUUCUAUAGAGCUGAAAUGCUUACGCAUUCAGGGCCUUGAACAAUUCGAAAUCUUAAUUAAAUAGCAAAAGUUGAAUUGAAAGAAAUGCCGGUAGGUAGAUAAACAUUCCUUCACGUUACAUGCAUUUUGUUUUACGUACGACAUGAGUUGACAAUAUACCUUUACAGGCAUCACCAGAUAUAACAAAGCGGCCAAGAUGUUCAAAAAUAUCCAAACACGCCUAUGAGUGCAUAUUCAAAUAUUUUUGGGCAUGAGAAGUAUAUGAAUCAAGUCUUAAAUAUCGGCACGGACAAAAUGACAAAAAUAUUUAAACACUAUUAAAGUAUUGGCAAUAAGGUCGUGUAUACAUAUUUUUGGCUACAAAGUGCCGAUAUUUCAUACAUUGACUGUACAUACUAUAAAAACAACUGGAAAGUAACUGUUCACGAAGUGGGAGACAUUUGAAUAUGAAGGCUUAUUGAUACAACCAGAUAUAAUUGUAAAUAUUAAUUUGCCUUCUCAGUAAGCAUUUCAGCGUCUACUUACUAGUUAAACAAUCGUUAUGUCCACAGUGAAAUCACAUUUAUAUUGCGUGUUUAGACCAAUUAUUAAGUUCUAAUACGUGUUAUUACGAUUGAAGUACCUAUUAAUAUCGUUAUUACCUACUUGGCGUGUACCCAUGAUUUUACCUAUAUAAAAAUUACGAUCACUCGAUUUGUAUUUUUUUUUAACCAAUUUAAGCAUCUACAAUAUAAUGUUAAUGGAAUAAAAAUGCAGAAAUUAAAGCACCAAUGAUUUGAAAGUAAAGUAUACAUAAAAAAACA